UGCGCGCCCGGGUUCUCGCAUGCCACACGGCGGUGAUCGUGGGCUUAUUAUUGCGCCGGGAACGUUAAUGACAAACGGUUUUUCACUGGCCCGUCGUCGCUGCCGAACCGAUCAGCAAGUCAUGCCGGAAGACCCGUAAUCGACUACAGGUACAAUGAAACUCAGCGUAACGUCAUUUCGAGCGCAUUCGUCGGCUCAGAAAAAAAUAUUGAAGUACCAAAACCAGCUCAAUUAUAUCGCGCCUCAUGUAUCCGUAGUACCGAGUAUUAAUUCACCUUCGUCUACUCAAAAUUUUAACGUCAGGCAAAUGAUGGUCGACAGUACGGGAAUGAGAACGGACAAUAUAAAACCAGGAACGCCUAUACCGUCUGAAACGUCUAGCUCAAAAAACACCAAUGAAAGUUCCAGCAAUAACACCAAAAACAGUUCGACGGCCAUCGAGAAAAUUGUGCCCUCCAGAAGCCGGAGCAAUCAAAGAUGGAUGAAACUCCGGACCACCGUGCAGCUGUCUAGUGCUAUAUCGUCGACGAUAAAGACAUCGAAACCGACUCUGCAAAGGGAAGACUCGUUCAUCAAACGAUUUUCUACUCGACAAGUCGCAGAAAAACAGGAAACGAUAGACACCGGAGAUGACGGCGAGUGCAGUUCCGGUUCGCAAGACAAUAUCGAGUAUGUGCGCAGGAAACGGCGGUUGCGCCGCAAACAGAACAAGUUACCUUGGUCGGUGGUCAACCCGGAUGAAAACUUCUACUUCAACUGGUUAAUGGUGUUGACUGGGUGCACUCUGUACAACCUGUGGACCGCUAUCGUCAGACAGAGUCUGCCCGAGCUGCAAAGGAUGGCAUCUGGCUGGUGGUUCGCCAUGGACGCAUUUAGUGACGUGGUGUUUCUAUUGGACGUUGCCGUUCAGUUUCGAACCGGCUACCUGGAACAGGGUCUGAUGGUAUACAACACCAGUAAACUAGCCGGCCACUACAUAAGAUCCAGAUCGUUCCUGUUUGAUCUGAUCGCCCUCACGCCUCUUGAUCUAAUUCAGCUCAAGAUCGGCGUGCAUCCCAUACUCAGGUUUCCUAGAUUUAUCAAGGUUUACCGUGUGUACGAUUAUUACUACAUGGUGGAAUCAAGAACGGUUUAUCCAAAUCUGUGGAGGGUGAUUAACUUGAUCCAUAUUCUCUUAAUACUGGCUCACUGGUUUGGCUGUUUUUAUUAUUUAUUAUCUGAAGCGGAAGGGUUCAAAGGCGAUUGGGUUUAUCCGUACAAACCGGGAGCCUAUGCUACAUUAACGAGAAAAUAUUUGGGUUCUCUUUACUGGUCUACCUUGACAUUAACAACAAUUGGCGACCUACCCACUCCAGAGACAAACGCUGAGUAUGUUUUUACCAUUGUCAGUUACUUAAUCGGCGUUUUCAUAUUCGCCACGAUUGUCGGACAGGUGGGCAAUGUGAUAACAAAUAGAAAUGCAAACCGAUUGGAGUUCGAAAGACUGCUGGAUGGAGCAAAACUGUACAUGCGCCAUCACAAGGUGCCAAGUGGCAUGAAGAAACGGGUAUUGCGAUGGUACGACUACUCGUGGUCCAGGGGACGUAUUCAGGGCGGUGGUGACAUUAACACGGCGUUGGGUCUUCUUCCUGAUAAACUUAAAACCGAACUAGCUCUGCACGUUAAUUUGGCUGUUUUAAAAAAAGUAACGAUAUUUCAAGAAUGUCAACCAGAGUUCUUACAUGAUCUGGUGCUCAAGAUGAAAGCAUACAUAUUUACACCGGGUGAUUUAAUUUGUCGCAAAGGAGAAGUUGCAAGAGAAAUGUUUAUUAUAGCUGACGGGAUUUUAGAGGUUAUAAGCAGUGAAACUGGUCAUGUUUUAACAAUAAUGAAAGCAGGCGAUUUUUUUGGCGAAAUUGGUAUUUUGAAUUUGGACGGAUUUAAUAAGAGAACUGCAGACGUGCGUUCAGUCGGGUACUCGGAAUUAUUUAGUCUAUCUCGUGAAGAUGUUCUUGCAGCUAUGAAAGACUAUCCUGAAGCACAAGAAAUUCUACAAACACUUGGUAGGAGGCGUUUGAUGGAAGCGAGAAAUGCCAAUAAAAUUGUGGCGGAUCGCAUAAGAUCUCGCGCUAAUCUCCAAGUCUCAGAAAACUGCAGCGGAAUUGUAGACAAAAUACGCAGUGAUGUAAAAGGCCUCCGGAACGCAUUUACUAAAGGACGUCGGGGCACCAGAGCUGUCGUUGAAGAAAGCUUGGAGUUACAACCAUUAACGAACAGUGGCCGCAAAGCUGAUGUCAUAGGUGGCAGAAGCAUUUUACGAAGGAUGCCUCGUGUAUGGAGUGACGAAAUGGCUUCUGGCAAUGAGUAUAGUGAUGAAGAUCCCAGACCAUUAUCUCCUGGUAUACCGAUUUUAAAUAAAGCUAAAUCAGACAAAGAAGUCAGAAUUACUGAAUCUAAAAAGUGUCUUUCACCGCCGCUAUCUACAGUAGAAUUACUUCGGAAGGAAUCUGUACAACACGAAGUUAUAGGAGCAGGUUUGCCGUUACUGCAACGUUUAUUGAUUCUUAAACAAAAAAACGACCAAGAAGCCACACUGCAAAACAAGUUUAAACGAAAUGAGCCAGAACAUUUACUGCUUGAUAAUGUAACAAAAGUAAAAUCCGGUGCAAAACUGAAAACUCCGAAAAAGGAUAAUCCUAAAUCAAGUAGUCUUAAGCAACGGCUAUCGGAAGCGCAUAUUAGACCGAGAAAAUCAUCGUCAAACACAAAACUUUGGACUCUUUUAAAAAAAGCCACUGUACUUACGCCCAAGGCUAAGUUGCAAGGAUUCAAACCCGACGUAGGUAUAAUGGGUGAUAAUUCGUUGCCGCUGCCUGUGGAUUCAAAGGUUGCCAACCCCACAACUAGCGUAGCAACCAUAAGCCACGAAAACAAAUUUAUAGUGAUGUGCCAAACAUUAGAUAACCAUUACAAACAGGGCUCAUUGAUUGCUCAAAACAUAUCGGCUCACAAUAAUUUAACCAAACGUACUGAAAAUAAUAUUAAGAAACCAUGUGAUAUUAGAUUAAUCCAAAGACCAAAAGUAUUGAAUCUCUCAGGCACAAAAAAACGUUAUCACUCAAUAAACGAUUUGUCACCUGAAUACUCGGGUUUGUCGUUUGUGAAAAAAUUAAAAAUCUUAAACGAACGGCAAAAACUAGCGGAACUCGAAGAAAAAACGGUUUUGAGAAGUGCUAGCUUAGACUCGGCUGGAUGUAAGAACCUACAUUUUUCCCACUGUAACCAACUUACCCGUAGUCAUUCUGAAGCUGUAGCCUUGGAAAUAGUAAUGAGAAAUCAACAAAAUCGUAAAACCGACCCUUCGAGUGUGUUAGACGAGACCAACGAAACCGCCGAGCGUAUACGUCUUAAAAAUAUACUAAAAAGAUUAUCAUCAGAUUGUCUCGGAAACGACAGAGCGGAACAACUAAUGACUUCACAAACGCUUGAAGGGUUCGCUGCAAGACAUUCAAAGCUGACCAGAAAUGCAACGUUCAAUCAACGUCGUGCAUUAGAAUCGUCGCCAGAAUCUUGUGGUUCCUUUUUGGUAUUUCCUGAUAGUAAUCUUACUUCACAGUAUAGAAAUCCCGAUCUUAUUCCAACAAAAUCGUCCGAUAAAACGGAAAUAUUGGAAUCUCCCCAAUCCAUCCCGAGUGUUAAGUUACCUAGCCAAAUGCUUACUAACUCUGUGCAUUGUUUGCCAAACCGAAUGUCUUCCCAACAAAAUUGCUGUGAUGACAUUUUGAACGGCGUCAAAGCAGUUGUAGAAAAAUACUUGAAUGAUCUGGAAUCUAAACACCAAGAAAAAAUUGGGAAACUUGAAACGGAGAUAAGUAAAAGGGAUUACACGAUAAGGACUCUUUGCGAACAAUUCAACCAGAAACUUUGCGACGAACCAAUCGACACAGAAAAGUUAGACGCUUUAUUGGACAAUUUCACAUGCAACCUAGAUGAAGAUGAAGAAAAUGUGUUUUUAAGAAAUGAUUCGGUGGAUACAGUCAUGUACCCAGCAAUAUCGCAAUUCAACAGCUUAUCACCAUACCAUCUUGAGGACUCGAAAUGUCGUAAAUCUAAUUCUACUUCUGAAGUGCCACAGUUCAGUAAAUCUUGGGAGGAUCGGUCGGAAGAAGAAAAUAUUGAGCUACUAGAUUUACCUAAAUCUAUUAUCCCGGAACCAGCUUGGCUUCGUGAUGAAACAAGGAUAGACAUGGAUUGUACUGACGAUGAAAAUGAACAUAUACCCCGUUGGGAAAACUGGGAAGCGGAAAUGUUGGUAGGUCACACUAGUCAUGGUAAUCUGUAUCGAGGACCAGAACUAGCGAGUCGCAGGUCCUUAGACGAAGAAAACCUGAUGGUAAGAAGAGGAUUUCAAGGAAGAAGAAGAUGCCUCUCAAUAGACAACAUGCCAUUUUCUAAUUCCAUACUAAGGAAUUUCGGACAAUAUGUGCGUCUGGGCAGUUCCCCGCAAACAUCAUCACCCGACAUACUACCAACUAUAUCUAAAAGCUGUUUUUCAUUAAUGUCGCAACCUGAAACGUAAGAGGAGCUUCCAAACAAACCAUUUUAGCUUAAUACAUUAUUAGGUAUUUCUCUGGACAGGGUAGUUGCCUGGUUUUGUAAACCAACUUUUUUAUGUAUAAUAACAUAGAAUUUUCAUCUUUGAAUGAAUGUAAAUAAACGAACAAUUAGUAAUUAUUAUAUUAUUAAUUCCAAUCUCUAAUUAUUGUGUUUAACUGUUUUGGAGUCAAUACUAGCAAUGAUUUCAUAGCAUAAAGAUAAGUCAUAUGGUUUAAGGUGGCACCCGGCUAUCGUGCAUUCGAGGUGUGCAUAUUUUGGUAUGCUGGUCAGGUUAUUUCUUCCGCUUGAAUGUACGCUAACCACUGUCAUUUAAACUAUAUAUGAUGGCUAUUAUGUAUAUUAUAAAGUCAAUGAUACUAGUAAACAAUUUAAACGUCGUAAUUUUUAUUAAUUUAUAAAUAACUUAUAAAUGUUAAAAACGUUAUAAUAAUUAUAAAUUAUUUGAUUUAAUACUAUUGAUGAAAUAAUUAUACAAUCAUAUAUUAUGAUAUUUUAUGCUGUUUUCUAUUAUAAUGUUUAAUAACAUUAAAAAUAUUAACACAUUGUUACAUUUAGUAUUAUAUUACAUUGUAUCUCUGAAAACUGGAACACAUACAUAUUAAUUUUAAACGUAUACAUUGGUUAAAAUUUGAAUGUGGUGUUAUAUUCAUAAUGUUUUCAUAUUUUGAAGAUACUCCUCUACAAAUAUACUGAUUAACUGGUUUAUUAAACUCCAACAUUUUGAGAGCUAUUACUAGUAACGUUAUUGCCUGUUCAGCCACGAUAGCUUCCCAAACUGAAAAUACUCCAGCCAUUCUUUAUAUUAUAAGGUGUAUCACGACGAUUUGAUCGAUUUGCAUAAAAAAAUUUAUGUACUUAAACCCUACAGGUCAUU
Messenger RNA from Adelges cooleyi (spruce gall adelgid), 5470 nucleotides. RefSeq lists its product as uncharacterized. Gene Ontology annotation, molecular function: monoatomic ion channel activity; protein-containing complex binding. Lineage: Eukaryota; Metazoa; Arthropoda; Insecta; Hemiptera; Adelgidae. Gene Ontology annotation, cellular component: membrane. Bases 155 to 4558 code for a protein of 1467 amino acids. Gene Ontology annotation, biological process: monoatomic ion transport; transmembrane transport. The record is from RefSeq and is a predicted model, not a curated record. The transcript is spliced from 17 exons.